AUGGCGCUGCAGACACCCGGACGAAGAAACUUGGGAUCCAGUCUGGCCCGUCCAUCAUUUGGCACGGCCAGCUCCCCCUCCCUGCGUCACUCCACCACGCAGGAUGUCAACCGCAAGGCCAGCUUGCAGGCAUUGACCAGUCCACAACCACCAGCACCCCACCAACAGCAGCAGCGCACCCCGACAAGCAUGAUGGGAAGCGCCUCGAAUGAUUUGGAGGUGGGCGAUGCCGUGACCGUGCCUGGCGACAUGUACGGAUUGGUGCGCUUUGUGGGCAGCGUCAAGGGCAAGGCGGGCAAGUUUGUCGGCGUGGAGCUCGAUCGCCAAUUCGCUGCUCGUGGCAAGAACGACGGCGAUGUCGAUGGAGUCCACUACUUUCGCACCCAAAUCCCCGGCGCCGGUAUUUUCCUGCCCAUUCACCGGGCGGAGAAGCGCAGUUCUCGAGGCAUACACGACGAAGAUGGUGCUCCUCUCACCCCCAAUACUCCUGGCUCCAUCACCAGCGGAUAUGGAGGAGGCACCUCCAACUUCAACCAGAAAUUCUCGCAGACCGUCGGACAUGGCGCAUACCGACCCACCAGCCCCUACCUCAAAGCCAAGCGACCCUCCCUUCCCCGUCCCGAGUCUCCGCUGCGCCGUCCGCCCCCCAAUCCGACUCCCACUCCCGGCCGACAGUUCUCCGCCAGUGUACGCGGCGCUACCCGUCCCGCCCUCCCCUCGACCACGCCCAGCAAGAACAACGUCAACAUGCGCGCUUCCGUCGCCGGCUCGAGACCGUCCACCGCUCACAGCCAAACACCACGACCUUACUCCCGCACCGGCUCGCGCAUGGGAAGUCGCGAGGAAUCGGGGACCGCCAAGACGACCACCUCGAGUCGCAACCAAUCCAAUGGUUCCGUCAAAUCCUUCUCCCAACCCUUGCGACCCCAAUCCCGUCUGGAGGGUGCCAACGGGCAAGAAGAUGAGAUUCAAAGGUUGCGGAUGGAGCUGGCCGAACGGGACAAGAGACUGGCCGAACAAGCUGCGAAUCUCGCGGACAUGGACGCUAGUGUGAAGGAGUUGUCCGGUCUGCUCCCUCCAGAAGGAAUACCCCAGGACGGCAGGAGGCCUUCAUAUGGAGGGGAUGAGGUGGUGGGGGAUGCCACUACCGCACAGCUCAGGCAACUGCUACGGGAGAAGAAUGAGAAAAUCACCCUCCUCACCACGGAAUUCGACGCGCAUCGCGCGGAUUUCAGAAGUACCCUCGACAGUCUGGAGAUGGCUUCUACCGAGACCGAGAGGGUCUAUGAGGAGCAGAAGAGGGACCUCUUGGCACAGAUCCAAGCCAUGGAAGAGCAGGCAAGGGAGAUGGGAGAUUUGAACGGGAGCAGGAAGGAGUUUGAAGAGGUUGCCAAUCAGCUCAAGGGGUUGGAGGAGUUUGUGCAGGAAUUGGAGGAAGGGUUGGAAGAUGCAAGAAGAGGGGAAGCAGAGGCGAGAGGGGAGGUGGAGUUCCUGCGAGGGGAAGUGGAAAGAGGGAGGAGUGAGUUGAAGAGGGAGCGGGAAAAGGCCGCUGCAAAUGCACAUGGCAGCGGAGGCAAAGAAAUGGAAAAGAUGGAAGAUGAGAUCAAAGGAUUGAAAGCCAUUAUUCACUCCUUCUCCACCACCAGCAGUCCUCCAACAACGCCGACCAUCUCGGUGGGAGGCGCGAGACUUUCCAAACAGCUGGCAGAGAGCGAGGCGGCGAGAGCGAAACUGGAAAUCGAAAUGGAACAGCUACGAAGAGAUCUGGCCGCCCCGAAGAAUGGAACCCACUCCCGCAAUGAGAGCGCCGCUACGACUGUCCCGUCAAGACCCCGAGCGGAUACUGUGAGGAAGUCGGUUCCACCGCCACCGAUGCCAUCAAUGCCCAUGCCUGCGCCUUCCACCACGAAAUUCUGCGACAUGUGCGAAUCCUCCGAACAUGAUACGCUGGACUGCAAUACCUUUCAAGAAGCGGAAGAGAGUCUUGCAGACGAGCACUCGGUGAAUGGGGAGGUAGGAGCCGGUGCUGAAAACGCUGGCCUCGCGAUAGACUCCAACUUUCCGGGUGAUAGGCCCGCUCCAUUGAGUCCCAGUCCUAUCAAGAGUCGGCAGGGCAGCGCGGUGGAUAUCAAUGGUGAGAAGAGGAAGAGUGAGGGCAAAGAGGAAGCGGGAGCCAAGAAGGAGGAGGAACUAUGGUGUGCGCUUUGUGAAAAGGAGGGACAUUUCGCCUAUGAGUGUCCGGAUGAGCAGUAUUGA
Ramularia collo-cygni is the source of this 2256-nucleotide messenger RNA. RefSeq lists its product as uncharacterized. The coding region runs from base 1 to 2256 and encodes 751 amino acids. The transcript has a single exon. Gene Ontology annotation, molecular function: zinc ion binding; nucleic acid binding. NCBI's taxonomy places the organism in Eukaryota, Fungi, Ascomycota, Dothideomycetes, Mycosphaerellales, Mycosphaerellaceae. The record is from RefSeq and is a predicted model, not a curated record.